AUGAACCGUUUUGGUGCUAUGCUCAAUCGCGCGUACAAUCCCACUUCUCUCGGUGCCGGAUGGGCCAAAUUUACAUCUUUGCUGCAACACUUUGUCCCGCCGUUCAUCGGCCGUUUCCGUGGCGAGGCCAGCCUCGUGAGUUGCCUCGAUGCCAGUGUACAUCUGGAGUUGGGAUGCUACUUCGAGUAUAUGGCCCAACUUGCCGCAGUUGACUCCACUUUCUGGGUGGCGGGCGGCUCCCCAAUCUUUCCAGAGGUCAGGAGCACUGUUAAGCCAAAGAAGAGGUUCCAACCUGAUCGUGCUGCCAAGAAGGAUCGCCAAGAGUAUCCUGAGAAUGUGCAUGGUCGCCUUUUUGGAGAUGUGAAGCUAUCGUACAAGUUCAUGUCUACGUGGAGAGCUGCUGCUGUCACCCUUCCUACUGCUGAUAGCGAGACCUCGAUGGAGUACAAGAAGGCUCUCGCACAAGUCAAGCAUUACAUGCGCAUAGUUGGUGAAGAACCUGCUGUGAAGCGUGGUUGCCGCUACGGAUAA
Phanerochaete carnosa HHB-10118-sp is the source of this 531-nucleotide messenger RNA. RefSeq lists its product as uncharacterized. The transcript has a single exon. Lineage: Eukaryota; Fungi; Basidiomycota; Agaricomycetes; Polyporales; Phanerochaetaceae. The coding region runs from base 1 to 531 and encodes 176 amino acids. The record is from RefSeq and is a predicted model, not a curated record.